AAAAGUAAAAAUUAUUCCCACACUCUCAGUUUGGGCGGGAAUUCAUUUCCCACCUUUUCUUUUAACAAUUAAAAGAACAAAAAUUUCGUCGACCACGAAGAACUGAAAACCCUAGACCGCCGCACACCGACUCCAUACUCCGGCGAUCCUCCGCUCCGCCGAAGCUCGACUGCUCAGUCUAUCCACCUCUGCUUCCUAUCGCGCCGCACUGUCAUCUAUUUCUCCCGUUCACUAAAUUGAAAAGGAGAGGGAAAAAGAUGCAGAUUCGUGUGAAGUGCAAUUGCGGUGAAGGAAACUGCGUGGAAUGGGGCGUUGUUGAACUGCAAGGAUUUGUUGAACCACAACCUGGUUUUCAGGGUUCCCUCGCCAACCUUCAAAUUGGCAUUCUCUGUCGUCCUUCUUCUCAGGAAGUCUACACUUUAACUAUUGGGUACCAUGAACUGACAGGGUCAAAGAUUUCCUUGAAAAAGCCAUUGUUAGUGCUCAAGAAAGUCAAGCAUAUGGAUGGAGAAAGCUGUAGUGAUGUUGAGUUACAGGUUGUUGGAAUCAUAAGACAUAAGAUUCUGUUCAAGACCAGACCAAAGGCCCUCAUUUCUAAGCCAGAGAUAACAUCUAGAGAAAAACAAAAGUCUAUCAUGUUAGGCUCUGCAGCUUCAAAUCAAGCUGUGUGACAUUCACUGUCUCUGUCAUUCAAUGAACUCGAGUUGGACCAGAAGUCUAGAGAAAUACAAGGAGACAAACAUCCGGCAAUCUUCAUGUGUCAUUCAUAUGUAUUUGUAAUUUGUAAUCUUGGCAAUCACAUGUGGAGCACAAUUGAUGGCAAAAGUGUCUAAUAUAAUAUGAUUAAGAGGUGUUUGGAGUGUCAUUAUCUGAAUAUCUAUUUUGGUGUAAAUGUGCAAAUAAUGCAUAUUAAACUAAAGCUUGUCCGAACUUCUAAUUGUGUAGAGGAUUGGAAUAUGAAUAUAUUUGGUCGUUUGUUUGA
This is a messenger RNA of Lathyrus oleraceus (garden pea), 982 nucleotides long. RefSeq lists its product as uncharacterized. The record is from RefSeq and is a predicted model, not a curated record. Gene Ontology annotation, biological process: mitotic sister chromatid cohesion. Lineage: Eukaryota; Viridiplantae; Streptophyta; Magnoliopsida; Fabales; Fabaceae. Gene Ontology annotation, cellular component: Ctf18 RFC-like complex. The transcript is spliced from 4 exons. The coding region runs from base 258 to 671 and encodes 137 amino acids.